Molecule: messenger RNA, 264 nt
Organism: Cooperia oncophora
Lineage: Eukaryota; Metazoa; Nematoda; Chromadorea; Rhabditida; Trichostrongylidae
Source: the annotation of a GenBank genome assembly
AUGCACAAGGAUGACAAAGAGUUGGAACCGAUUUCCCACGAGAACGAGUACAGGAAGGAAAUUGACCAGCUCAACGAGGAAUGUUUCCCUGGUUGGCAACACCGUCGAAAACCUUUCUGGUGGUUGGAGAAUGAUGAGAAAAGGCCUGAGGAUGACUCAUUAUACGAUGAAUCAUUGGAUAAUAACAAGGAUCACGUUGGUCAGCCGAUGAAACGUGUCAGCGAAUGGACGUGUCGGGUUUGUUACUUUGGGGCGUUUAGUUGA